Messenger RNA from Astrephomene gubernaculifera, 861 nucleotides. The record is from the annotation of a GenBank genome assembly. NCBI's taxonomy places the organism in Eukaryota, Viridiplantae, Chlorophyta, Chlorophyceae, Chlamydomonadales, Astrephomenaceae.
AGAGUAACAUGUUGUUGCAAUAGUACGUGUCAUUCACAAAAAACACACGUAUCCACAGGCAUUACGUAUCUCUUUUUUCUCAUCCUCCUUUCCUAGCCCUUCAAGCUACUAUAGCAGACGGAAAAACAAACAUCUGGUUAAACACAAUAGUAGGCCGUAGCGAUGGGCAGAGGCGAGGCUGGUACAAAGAAGACGAUAUCACUAGAAGCAUGGCAGCAAAAGCUGGACAGCGUUCAGGUUCCCAAGGAGGACAUGAACCGGCUUAUCAUGAACUUCUUGGUCACUGAGGGUUACGUAGAAGCAGCGCGCAUGUUUGAGAAGGAGAGCGGCACACCACCGGGGGUCAACCUUGACGCAAUCACGGACCGCAUGGAGGUGCGGCGGGCGCUUCAAGGCGGCGACGUGGAGGCAGCCAUGGAGCGGGUCAACGACUUAGACCCAGAGAUCCUGGAGUCGCAGCCCAAGCUGUUCUUCCAUCUGCAGCAGCAGCGGCUCAUCGAGCUCAUCCGCGGCGGCAACGUGGAGGCGGCGCUGGACUUCGCGCAGGAGGCGCUGGCGCCGCUGGCGGAGGAAAACAGCGAGUUCCUGGAGGAACUGGAGCGAACCGUGGCGCUGCUGGCCUUCGAGGACUCCAAGUCCAGCCCCGUGGGAGACCUGAUGGACGUGGCGCAGCGCCAGAAGACCGCCAGCGAGCUCAAUGCAGCCAUCCUGCACAGCCAGGCGCAGGAGCGCGAGCCGCGCCUGCCGCUGCUGCUGAAGCUGCUGCUGUGGGCGCAGGCGCAGCUGGACGAGCGGGCGGCUUACCCGCGCGUGCAGGACCUGGCGACGGCGCAGCUGGUGCCGCCGGCAAAGACGGAUUAG